Molecule: messenger RNA, 1323 nt
Organism: Peronospora matthiolae
Lineage: Eukaryota; Oomycota; Peronosporomycetes; Peronosporales; Peronosporaceae
Source: the annotation of a GenBank genome assembly
AUGGUGCGCGUGCCCGGAUCUUCUGGUGACUCGGGAUUUCACCGUGAGUCCCUGAGCGAAGAUGAGAAGGUCAAGAUUGAACCUGGAAUGGAAGCGUAUGAGGAAGAGGGAUCGCCGCAGACGCGUGAUGAUAAAAGAUCCCCAGAUCGUCAGAGUUUUGGGAGGGGCUCUGAUGACAAGAAGAUUAAAGAGAAAGAUCGAGCGAUCGAUCUGAAAGAGAAACCUCGACACCCUCCUGGGGUCCCUUCGGGGACCACCGCGGAUCGUGAUGCAAGGCACAAUCCGCUGGGUGAAAACCCUUCAGCAAAAACUGAACAAAAACUAAACAAGACCACUCAAGCGAAGUCAAAGAAGAAGAUUGUGAAGACAGAUCGAGUGAAGAAAGAAAAGACACGAUCAGAUCGAACUGAUCGCGAAAUGAAAUCGAUCAUUCGACCAAUCAAGCUCAUUGAUGAUGACAUGAAGAUGGAAGGCUGGAAGUUGGACCAAUUGGCACAGGGAUAUCACUGGAGGGCACUCAAGAAUUUGCUAUCGAGCGAUCCAGUGCUGCAGAUAUUGAAGCCCAAGCUGAUCGGAGAAAUUCAAGGUCCGAUUUCCCCGCCGAAGGUGACGACAAACCCGUUGGACGGGAUCAAUGCGAUCAUUCAGCUACUACAUGACGCUGGAUAUGUCGCUGGAGUGUUCGAUGCGAACAAACUGUUGGAGUGCGAUCAAGAUCAGGUGAUUCACACGUGUCGAUCGCUAUAUAACAAGUUGGCUCCCCUAACGGGUAAGUGCGAAUUUGACGAUCAAGCAGCCGCUGCGAUCGCCGAUACCCCGAGAGGAUAUCAUACUGGAUCGUCGCAGUACGCCUCAGCUGAGUCUGAAAUGGAAUCGGAUGAUUUGAUCGGUAUUCAGCGAAUGUAUCUCGGCCCAAGUGGUGCGGCACAUUUGCGUGAUCAAGUCGAUGCGAUCAAGUGCGAACCGCGAUCGGCGAUCGCAUGCGCUAAAGAAGAGAUGACGUCAGCUAUGCAAGGACACCUACAAACAUACCUGAAGGAGGCCAUGGAACGUUUUCAUCAAGAUCAACGAGAACAAGCGUAUCAAGCAAUCUACCCAAGCCAAAGAAUCAAGCCGGCAAGAGUCCAAGAAGUGUAUAUCCCAGAUGUUGAGAUGGAAUCGGUGCGAUCGCAUCGCAGUCGAUCUAACAAUUUUGAUUUCGACGAUGCCGAUCCCGACGAUUCGGGCCAAGAAGAGCGGCGACGUGCUAUGGUAGCCACCACAGAGACGUUUCAAAACGGUGAUAGUAUCCCUCAACGCAUUCGAGUAUCCGCGAUGACAUAG